GGAAAUGCCCGGGAGUGUCUGUCACCUGCCUCAGACGACUUGUUGAUUCCUAAGAGUGUCGCCGUUUUGGUCUGUGCGUAGACUCUGGACGAAGACCUAGCUCACCUUGCCCAGAGCGGCCCGAGGGAGCUCCUAAGUGGUUCCCGAGUGCGCACACACCCCCAACCUCACAACUAUGAGCAAGUUGGGCAAGUUUUUUAAAGGUGGGGGCUCUAAGAGCCGAGCGGCUCCCAGCCCCCAGGAGGCCCUGGCCCGACUUCGGGAGACGGAGGAGAUGCUGGGCAAGAAACAAGAGUACUUGGAAAACCGAAUCCAAAGAGAACUCACCCUGGCCAAGAAGCACGGCACGCAGAAUAAGCGAGCUGCAUUACAGGCACUAAAGAGAAAGAAGAGGUUUGAGAAGCAGCUCACCCAGAUCGAUGGCACACUAUCCACCAUUGAGUUCCAGAGAGAAGCCCUGGAAAACUCACACACCAACACCGAGGUGUUAAGGAACAUGGGCUUUGCAGCAAAAGCCAUGAAAGCAGUCCAUGAAAACAUGGAUCUAAACAAAAUAGACGAUUUGAUGCAAGAGGUCACAGAGCAACAGGAUAUUGCCCAAGAAAUUUCAGAAGCUUUUUCUCAACGGGUCGGAUUUGGCGAUGACUUUGAUGAGGAUGAGUUGAUGGCAGAACUUGAAGAACUGGAGCAGGAGGAACUAAAUAAGAAGAUGACAAAUAUCCGACUUCCAAAUGUGCCUUCCUCCUCACUCCCAGCACAGCCGGACCGAGUGCCAAGCAUGUCCUCUGUACAUCGAACCCGAGCAGUAUCUUCCAGGAGGACAGAAGAAGAUGAUGACUUCAAACAAUUGGCAGCCUGGGCUACUUAAACUAACAUGGGAAUUUUUUAUAUCUUUUUAAUGAGCUAUACAAAGACAUGAAAAAAAAUGUCCAGUUCAGAAGUUCAUAAAAAAAGACUGGUUUAUAUUUGCACUAGAGGAAUUAUCCUUUCAGCCUCAGAAGUAAAAGUUAUAAAAGGAGUCUUAUGUAGACAGAAUCAGGGGGAAAAGGGACUCUCUGGCAGCUUCUUCAAGGAUUCCUCCUCACUGGUGGGGGAAUCCUACCUUGAUCACUACUGUGUUUCCAAUUCUAGCACAUAGUUGGUGCUUUCUGUGUGUUUGUUGAAAGAAAACUGAAUUCUGCUAACACAAACAGCACAUAACAGUUUGUAAUUAAUUUAGGAGAGAUAUGUUUAGGAUAACUGUGGGGGAAAUCUCUUGUUACUAUGCAAGUACAAGUUUGCUGUGUUGACCCACAUUAGCAGAGAUAUAGCCCAUGGUAAUUGUAAACACACUGCCUCUUAGGAGGGACUUCUUAUAGAGAUGUCUUGUAUAAGUCUAUCCAUAAGUAGUUUCACUUGAGUUUUGCCGUUUAAAAUCUUAAAGGAGCUUUAAUUGACAUUUAUUAUGCCAAUUAAGCUUGGAAUGGGACAAUGGAUGCAUUUCCCAAAAUGUCUGAAAGCACUAACAGCUUACACUGCUGAGCAAGAAUCCUCUGGGUGUAAUUUAGCCACUUAGGGAGCUGCAUUAACAUUCCCAGGCCAUUAUGAUGCUGUUAUGGCUUUAGCGUGCUAAUGUGUGAAUGCUCAUUCUUUUUUCUAUUGUACUCUAUUAUAUAUUUCUUUACA
Molecule: messenger RNA, 1665 nt
Organism: Condylura cristata (star-nosed mole)
Lineage: Eukaryota; Metazoa; Chordata; Mammalia; Eulipotyphla; Talpidae
Gene: CHMP4C
Product: charged multivesicular body protein 4C
Exons: 5
Coding region: 176-868 (230 amino acids)
Biological process (GO): vesicle budding from membrane; late endosome to vacuole transport via multivesicular body sorting pathway
Cellular component (GO): ESCRT III complex; multivesicular body; cytoplasmic side of plasma membrane
Source: RefSeq, a predicted model, not a curated record